AUGGCAAACCGCAGCGUGUCUCUUGACACCAAGGUGUUCAGCAUUAAUGACCUCAAACGCGAGGGCAGCGCAAAAUUGCCUCCCAUGUAUCGAGGGGCCAUGGACAUGGAAACACUCCGGGAAAAUGAGGAAGCAUACCGAAGAUACAAGAUCCGUCCUCGCAUUCUGGUUAAUGUAGAUCACGUCGAUACGUCGGCGGAGAUAUUUGGCAUCAAGGUCCCGUUUCCCUUUGGGUUCAGCCCAUCUGCUAUGCACCAACUAGCCCAUCCCGAGGGUGAAGUCGCCACCUCGAGAGCCGCGGCGUCAGAGGGCAUAUGCAUGGGCCUGUCAUCUUACUCAACCGUGUCACUUGAAGAAGUCGCACAGCAAGGGCUGGGAAACCCCUUUUUCAUGCAGGUCUGCGUGCUGAAAGACCGUCGUACCACUCUGCAACUGCUGCAGCGAGCAGAAGCUGCCAAUUACAAAGCCAUCUUCGUCUCUGUAGACGUGCCUGUGCUUGGACGCCGCCUCAAUGAGAUGCGCAAUAGCUUCACGCUCCCAGAGGAAAUGCAGUUCCCGAAUCUCCUGUCCAACGGCAGGAAAGAGUUCAGUGGCGAUAAUGCGGCAACAGCCUUUGACGAAGAUGCUAGUCUCGAUUGGAAUUCCGCGAUCCCGUGGCUGAAGGAGCACACCAAGAUGCAAAUCUGGCUCAAGGGGGUAAACACAACCGAGGAUAUUCAGAUGGCCAUCGAUCACAACCUGGACGGUGUUGUCAUUUCCAACCACGGCGGGCGACAGCUUGAUGGCAUUGCCGCCACGCUUGACACACUUCGUGUCUGCGCACCACUUGCCAAGGGAAAGAUUCAGAUCGCAGUGGACGGAGGGGUGCGCAAGGGCUCUGACAUUUUCAAGGCAAUCGCCCUUGGUGCGGACCAUGUGUUGGUUGGCAGAAUACCCAUCUGGGGUCUUGCGUACAAUGGCCAGAAGGGCGUCGAGCUGGCGAUCAAGAUGCUCAAGGAAGAAUUUGCCGUGACAAUGAGGCUGGCCGGAUGUGCGUCAGUCAAGGACAUCACACCGGACAGAUUGGCAUACCUAAGGCACGACGGAAUCUUGGCAAGGUUGUAA
Molecule: messenger RNA, 1104 nt
Organism: Diaporthe citri
Lineage: Eukaryota; Fungi; Ascomycota; Sordariomycetes; Diaporthales; Diaporthaceae
Exons: 9
Coding region: 1-1104 (367 amino acids)
Molecular function (GO): oxidoreductase activity; FMN binding
Source: RefSeq, a predicted model, not a curated record